Molecule: messenger RNA, 730 nt
Organism: Pseudovirgaria hyperparasitica
Lineage: Eukaryota; Fungi; Ascomycota; Dothideomycetes; Acrospermales; Acrospermaceae
Exons: 3
Coding region: 89-484 (131 amino acids)
Biological process (GO): protein import into mitochondrial matrix
Cellular component (GO): PAM complex, Tim23 associated import motor
Molecular function (GO): ATPase activator activity
Source: RefSeq, a predicted model, not a curated record
AACCUCAUCUCAUUCAUUCUCUGCACAUCGUAGCGAUUCCGACUUUCUCGAAAGCGUCACCUCUCCUGGUAAACGUCACCACAUACACAUGUCCCUCGCGCAUCGCCCGAUCCCGCCCCCGCGCAGCCAGUCGUCCCCCGAAGGAGCAGCCCAGGAAGAAAAGCAGGGCAUCACCAUGGUCGGCGCGAUUGCAAUCGGUGUUGGUGUUGCGGCUGCUGCGUUUGUCGGCCGAGCAUGGAUGGUCGGGCGCGCAAAAGGCUCCGCAGGCUUCGGCAAGGCGUUCUACAAGGGCGGCUUCGAGAGCAAGAUGAACCGGCGGGAGGCCGCGCUGAUACUGGGGCUACAGGAGCGAGGCACGACAAAGGAACUGGUGCGCAAGAAGCAUCGGCAGAUGAUGCUGCUGAACCAUCCUGAUCGCGGUGGGAGUCCGUAUUUGGCGACGAAGAUCAACGAGGCGAAGGAUUUUAUGGAGAAGAAUGUUUAGGGGGCUGAGGGAGGGAGAAGGAGAGGGAAGGAGACUGUAUGAUAUGGGGCUAUGGCAAAGGAUGUAAAAUGUGGUGCGAAGUCAGUAGCAGAGAGGAGCAUCAGCGCGGCGUUUCUUACGGCUUGGGCAUACUACCUGGGUGCUUCACCACUCCAUAUGGGUGACAGGAUGAUCGCCUUGAGCGUAUUCCUACAUUGUAUAUAUUACUCCCAUCUGUACAUCUACAUAUAUUAUACCAUCCAGACU